CGCCCUGCCCGCCCUGCCCGCCCUGACCGCCGGCUCCGGGAUGGGCGCACGGACGGUAGUACUCUGAAGCCUCAGGAAGCUGGACCAAUUCAAUGUGCACGGCCCAUGAGAAAGGGAUAUAAGAAGCCAUGGCACUCCCUUUUCAAAAAGAGCUGGAGAAAUACAAGAACAUUGAUGAAGAUGAGCUUCUUGGAAAACUCUCAGAAGAGGAACUGAAGCAGUUGGAAAAUGUUCUGGAUGACCUAGAUCCUGAGAGUGCGAUGCUGCCAGCUGGAUUCCGACAGAAAGACCAGACACAGAAAGCAGCCACCGGCCCUUUUGAUCGCGAGCAUCUCCUCAUGUACCUGGAAAAAGAGGCUUUGGAGCAAAAAGACAGGGAGGACUUUGUGCCCUUCACUGGAGAAAAAAAAGGGAGAGUCUUUAUACCCAAAGAAAAGCCCAUAGAAACUCGUAAAGAAGAAAAGGUGACCCUUGACCCAGAAUUGGAAGAAGCUUUGGCCAGCGCCUCUGACACUGAACUCUACGAUCUUGCAGCUGUCCUUGGAGUACACAAUUUACUCAACAAUCCAAAGUUUGAUGAAGAAACAUCCAACAAUAAAGGCGGCAAAGGACCUGUAAGAAAUGUGGUCAAAGGUGAGAAGGUCAAGCCAGUAUUUGAGGAACCACCCAACCCCACAAAUGUGGAAAUAAGUCUGCAGCAGAUGAAAGCCAAUGAUCCUAGCCUGCAAGAAGUCAACCUCAACAAUAUUAAGAACAUUCCAAUUCCAACUCUGAAGGAAUUUGCAAAGGCUCUGGAGACCAAUACUCAUGUAAAAAAGUUCAGCCUGGCUGCAACCCGCAGCAAUGACCCUGUGGCCAUUGCUUUUGCAGAUAUGUUGAAAGUAAACAAGACCUUAAGAAGUCUAAACAUAGAGUCCAAUUUUAUCACUGGCACUGGGAUCCUGGCCCUGGUGGAUGCCCUGAGAGAAAAUGACACCUUGACAGAGAUCAAGAUCGACAACCAGAGGCAGCAGUUGGGAACAGCUGUAGAGAUGGAAAUUGCCCAGAUGCUGGAAGAGAAUUCAAGAAUCCUCAAGUUUGGAUAUCAGUUUACCAAGCAAGGACCACGGACAAGGGUGGCAGCUGCCAUCACAAAGAAUAAUGACCUGGUGCGUAAGAAGAGAGUUGAAGGAGACCGAAGGUAAACUUACCCAAGAAGAGGUGAAGUCUCACCACGUUGCGGCCAUUUAAAAACAAGCAAACAAAAACUUCCCUCCUUCCCCAUGGGGACCAUAUUAUCAAAGGUUGUUCAUUUCCGUUCGUCACACAACUAAUAAUUUAAUUGUUAUUCUUUUUUAGCACUACUUAUUUAUCUUGGAUUUUUUAAUAUAUAUAAUUGUUUUAUUUGCACGUGGGCACCUCUGGCAACUUGACCCAUGGACUGAUGAAGAUCUUAGAGCGUGACAACAGUUGGAAAUGAUUUUAACCACUUUCAUAUGGGGCUUUCUUACAUAAACAUUUUUUUAAUUACUGAAAGGUAUUUAGUAUAUAAUAUGUAUUUGUAACUGUGAUUAUGAUAGAGGCCUAUCUCUGUUUACAUGCGUAGCUUUGAGUUAGGCUAAAUAUAUCAGAAGUGUUCUGCUGACCACUUUAAAUUGCCAAUCUUCACUGGAUGAGAAAAUGUGACCAACUUAGCACAAAUUCUCUCUUAAGUCCAGGAAAAAAUAUCACUAAAUGCACCUACUCCCCUAAUUAAAGAUCAGUGGUACAAUCUUUAUAAAGCAAGACAACAUUCUGACACUUUAACACAGCAUUAGCAAAUAAACAUAAAAUAUUUAUUAACCCACAAAGGUAGCUUCAAUCCAGACUUGCAGGUAACAAAAUGAAUUAGCACACCUACCUUUAUUGACUAUUCAACAUAGAUUGAAUCCAUCCAACACAAUUCUAAUGAAUAAGUACUUACAAAGCAAUUUUAAAGUUUUUCAGAUGUGAUAGGAUUAUUUUUAAGUUUUUAAUAAGAGUACAUUCCUCAUAAAACAAUAAGAAUUGCACGUCAGCAAGGUUAUCUGAUACAAAUUAUUGCGUUAGUUUGGCAAAUUUUAGAAGCAUUCAUUGCUUUUAUUCAAGAUCACAGGAUAAAAUAUGAGCAUUCGGUUGAAUUAUACAGAUUUUUGUCUGUAUGGCAUGAUCCAUCCAGAUAUUUGCAAACAUCCAGAAAAAAUUUGAAUUAUUACUUAUCCAGAUGUGUUUCAUCUCCAAGAUAAAGCCUGUGAAGGUGCAGCGAGAUGAUUGCCUUGUAGUGUGCACUGAUCUUUUAGUAUAGCACUGUAACGCAUCAUUGCUAAACUAAGGAGAUGGUUAACUAUAGCCUUUGGCGCCUGGUGGAACUCUGACUCUGCCUAAGGAACCUCUCUCCCUCUUCCUUCCUUCUCUCCUCCCUUCCUUCCAGUAUGUUCUUUUUCGUCUUCUUUAUUCUGUAUCUGAGCCCUAUAAUGAUGGCAUCCCUCGUGUUGGUGACUUCCUGGAGCUAAAGAGAUUGCUGACCCAGGCAGAGGGUGGGCCUGAUCCAGAAUUUUACUUACUGAGUAUUCCCGAGUUGCUUGGUUGCAAUAAAACAAAUUAAUGAGAAAAUAAUUAAUACAUUAUUCCAUCUUGCUUGUAAAGCACAUGGAAUCUGUUUAGGAUAGCCCUUAUCAAAUUAUGCCCUAUCACAAUGGAUAAUAAAGGAUUAAUUUUGCCCAUGAUCAUGAAGUAGUUACCACUUAAAUACUUUGGGCAGAUAUGAAGAGGAAGCCCUAGGCUAAUUUCAUGAUUGCCAGGCUCCCCAAAAUGUAUGCCAGACAUAAACCUGUAUUAUAAGUGUCUCUAAAGUCCUUUGAAACAUCUCAUUUUCUUGGGAAUUUUUUUAUACUUUUGAGGACAUAAUAAGCAGAACCUUCUGACACUGCUGGAACUCUAAGUUUACCACUACAUCUCCCUAUCUAUCUAAAAAGCGUAGUAAAUAUUAUUUGCUACUUUUCCAUCUGAUUUUUCCUUUCCUCUCACCCAUUUAUGUAUGGGGUGUUGGAUCUGACUUGUAUAGGCUUGCCAAUUAUUAGAUUUUCAAGAAUGUUUGCAAACUGUUUGCUCAACACAACCAUUAUUAAAAAUUAAAAUGAAACUGGGAGUGGUGAUGUGCACCUGUCAUUCCAGUUAUUUAGGAGGCUGAGGCAGUAGAAUCACUUGAGCCCAGGAGCUAAAGACACACCUGGGCAAGGCAGGGAGACACUAUGUCUUUAAAAAAUGUUUUAGAUGGUAUGUACUUAUAAUUAAAUGAAUAAUAUUAAGGACAAAAGUAAUAAAUGCUGUAUUAAAAAAUACUAUAUAGUACAUUUUACUAUCUCUUUUCCUUUUUUUUUUUUUUUUGAGACAAAGUCUCACUCUAUUGCCUGGGCUAGAGUGCCUCAGCCUCCUGAGUAACUGGGACUAUAGGCACCCACCACAUCUGACUAAUUUUUCUAUUUUUAGUAGAGACAGGGUAUCACUUUUGCUCAGGCUGGUCUUGAACUCCUGAGCUCAAGUGAUCCUCUCACUUUGGCCUCGUAGAGGGCUGGGAUUAUAGGUAUGAGCCACCAUGCCCAGCCAGUAUUUUACCAUCUUUAAUGCUCUUGAGAUUAUUUGCAUCCCUUGUGUCUGUAUGGUGGAAACAGUAUCUAAUAGUAUGCUAUGUCGCAUCUCUUUCCAGCUCCAGGUUCACUAAUUUCUUGUUAGUAGCUUGAAAUUGGCCAUAGUGGGAGUACUUACACCACAGAUAUAAGCAAUGUUUUAGAAAUUGAGGCUUUUUUCUCUCCCUCUAGAUUGCUGGCUGAUGAACAUUCAUCAGCACACCACUGAGUGAAACUAUAUUAACAAAAUCCCUUUUUGAUACACAUAUGUUUUGGUUACCAUGCUGCCAAAGGAAAGAACGUUUUUCUCCCCUUUGGAUUUGUUACAAACUUAUUUAAAUGCUGAGUCCUUGACCUGCCUCUAUGUAACGCUUUUUUCUUGCCUCGACACCUAAGAACUCUUACAGAGUGUUCCCUGUGUCUCCAGAGUUCUAUAGACUGGGGGUUAAAGCAGUCCACUGUGGCAGAAAGCAAGAAGAAAAAUCAGAAUUCAAUAAUAGCUGUUUCUUCUGUAUAAGCAGCUGUUAACAGUAUUAAAGAAAGAUAAUGGAGGGCAGCGCCUGUGGCUCAGAGGAGUAGGCCGCUGGCCCCAUAUCCCAGAGGUGGCAGGUUCAAACCCAGCCCUGGCCAAAACUGCAAAAAAAAGAAAAAAGAAAAAGAGGGACUUUACCUAACAAUUGCAAUCAGUGUAACCUGGCUUAUUGUACCCUCAAUGAACCCCCAACAAUAAAAAAAAAAAAAGAAUUUCAGCCUCCAGGAGAACUAUUUACUAGGACUUCUCUAAGAACAGUAUUUUCCUUCUAAUGAGGAACAAGAGAUGUUCAAGAUGUGAACACUCAAGUUUUACUAAAUAAAACAGUUCUGAAGCAAAAGAACUUUUUAGAGAAAAAGAAAAAGAAAGAUAAUGGGACAUUAUUGAAAAGAUAACCCUGUUUUUAGCUUGUAAAAUAGUUGAAUCACGUGUGAUAGUCUAUGAAAUCAAAUGUUUAUUACUAAUCAAUUUUUAUUAUGUGUGUUUUUGAGGUAGUUUGAAAGAUGACAUUUCUGUGAGUAUUCACAUAAGAUGGGUAUUGGAAGGUAAACAUACACUUUGGGGGGCCUAGCAAUUAUUGAAUUAGUCCCGGGCUUCAUCUGCCCAAAGUGUUUAAGUGGCAGCUCCUCCAUCAUCAUGAGCACAACUAACCCCUUAAUUAUCUUUUUUCUUUUUUUUUUUUUUGCAGUUAUUGGCCGGGGCUGGGUUUGAACCCGCCACCUCUGGCAUAUGGGGCCGGCGUCCUACUCCUUUGAGCCACAGGCGCCACCCUAACCCUUAAUUAUCCAUUGUGAUGGGCAUAAUGUAUAUAAAAUAUUUUUAUAUGUAUGUAAUUUGCCAGAUACAUUUGGAUGUUUGACAAUAUCUGGACAAUUGAUUGAAGGGAGAAGGUCCCUGAAGGUCCCUUCAGGACCACUUUCUCACUCUCCUUCCCCUUUUAGAGUUGUUCAGGUCCACAUGAACUGUACAGUCACUCACCUGGACUUGCAAACUCAUAUCACCAACACCUCUCACAGCAUAUGUGGAAGAGGACUUUUAGGAGGUGAAUUUUAGAAGUCUAGAAAUCAUAUGAUUAGUCCAACACUCCAUCUCUCUCUCAUCCGCCUAAAGUAUGUGUAACAGAAGCUCUUUCAUCCUCAUCAGUGUGAUUAAAUCCUUACUUUCACCUUUGAAAGGUAUAAUGUAAAUAAGAGUGUGUGUGUGUGUGUUGUCAGAUAGCGAACUAGGUAUCUGGCUACAUCUGGACAACUGAUUGAAGGGAGAUGCUCUCUCCCCAGCCCCACUUCCCUUGCCCUUUUUAGAGUUGCUGCAAGCCCAGGUUAAAUAUGAAAUUACUCCCUGGAGUUUGCAGAUUAUGUGACCAACCACUACAUUUCAUAGCUGUGUGGAGGAUGAUUCUGAGGAAAUUUAUAUUAGAAGCCUAGAGAUCAUUUAAUUGUUUCUGCACCAAGUCUGUACAUCUGCCUAAAGUGUAUAACAUUUUAUCCUCAACAUGAUUAAGGCCCUUCCUUCCAUCUUGGUAGGACACAUUGUAUGUGAAUAUUUUGUGCGUAAAGAUCACUAAAUACUGUAGUGGAGUCUUUGUGAACAUCUGGACGAUUGACUGAAGGAGGCAUCCGCCUGCCUUGCCCUCGUCUGAGUUCCUGUGGGCCCUAGUUAGACAGGGAAUCGCUAACCUGGAGGUGCACACAGCUCACCUUACAAUAAAAGCCCAUCUCCAUUUAAACACUCAGAUAUUAUCCCAGUGCCUGUACUCCUGUAACCAUUUUCCCUAAGGGAAGGCUGGCACACCAUCCCAAAAGAACAGCUGCUUCUCUUCCCAUGGCAACAUGACCCCCUGACAGGGCACCAGCUGUAGAAAAACCAGUGUCCUCUGAAUAACUGCCAAGGGAACAUUUCAGAUACUCAAACUGCAAAUGCUUAAAACCAGUGUUAAGCCUCAGCAUGCUUUAAAUCUAAGAUAGCCCUUUGGAAUUUACAAAGGCAUUUGUAGAUAUUUCCUUUUUCAUGGACAGGAUGUACGUUUGCCCUCUCCUUGGCCACAGUGAAAGAAGUUUAAGAAUCCAGAUGAAUAUCAUUGUGUAUGUGUUCCUGGGUUUGGAGAGGAGAUUUGAGUGCCUUUUUGCAAAGAAAAUCCGAUCUUUAGUUCAGAUAUGUAUAGUAUCAGCAAAAAUGGGCAGGAAGUGGGAAGUUGAGAACCCUGGGUUCUGUGGUAUGUUACCUAUACUAGAUAGGACUGUUUCUGGACUCAGGUUUUAAGUCAUGAUCCCAAAGCUUCCUUCCCCUCUUCCGCUAACCGUGCCAUAAUAGCUGUUUUCAUUUUAAUGAGCAGAGAGCUAAGAGGAAAUGUCCUAGCUCUGCCUUCCACUAGCAAUUUCCCUUUACCUUCCUUUAUUGCUCCUCAUUUCCAAUAUCCCUUCUACUCCCUCCAUCCCCAAAGAUAAAGAAUUGAGACACCCCCCCCACACACACAAAGGGAAGGUGAGGGAGUGCUCAGAAGCAUGGAGCUGAGCCUCCUGCAUGAAAAUCACACAACUGGGCCUCCUGAAACACUGACCAGAGAAAAGUGCCUGGAAACUCAAGGAUGUAUAUUCACUGCUUUCUUGCUCUCCGAUUCUAGAUCAGAUUGAGUUUUACUUUGUGAUUCAGGAGUUUAGUAAAGUGGAGGGCCUGACUGAGGUGGGGAAGGAGGAUGGAAAUUAAAGGCUUAAAUUUGUUUAGUAGCAGAACUGAGCUCUGGUCAGCUUACCUCCUUCCCAUCCCCCGGUAACAGCAAUGAUUGAAUAAUCACUAGAUGGAGAAGGAGUUGCAAGUUUGUAACCUGAAUCUGGAUACUGUUCACGAAUAGAAUAGCACGUGUACCAGAGAUUAUGAGAGUUGGGAUACGUUGUUGACUUGGGGGAGGAUAAAGGACAAGUUGAAGACAUAGAGAUAGAAAAGAGUAAGUAACUAACUAGACUUUUCUCUGGUAUCUUCCAUGGUAGUUAUUCCGAGCACAUUGGCUCAGCCAGCAGGUAUGGUGAAAUGGCACCAUACCUACAGAUUUGGAGAUUGAAUCCUAAUCCCAUUACCAACACUUAGCAGGUGUAUGAUCACGGGCAAUUCAUUCUAUUGCCUACCAAUUAUAGACUAUAUAGGAGAAGAGCACUGGAUUUGGAGUCAAGAAACUUGGACACUUGGCUCCAUACUUUCUUAGCAGGGUAACUUUGGGUGAGCCAUUGGGCUCUUAAGCCUAAGGUUCUGCAGCUAUCAAAGGGGAAUACCUUCACUAACUACCUCACAGAGUUGUGGUGAGAAUAUAAUCAAAUAAUUGAAUGAAAAUACUAUCUAAACUGGAGAGUGCUAUCAGAAGUGGGAGAUCAUUUUUAUUAACAAUUGGCUGUUCUCACUGCCUCUUGAAUCUGUUUUAUGCUGACCAACAAUUACAUCUUCUACAUCUUCUGGCGUAUGGAGAAUUGAGACAUGGAUAUGACGUAGAGGACUAGAAUUUUUCACUAUCCACACAGAGGUGAAAGAGGUGGUUGAUGAGGGCAGUGGGUGUUAUUAUAAAGAUACCAGUGAUGUAUAUGGUGGGGUAUUUUCUUGGGUCACUGUGUUGGUGCCUUGGGAAAUGGUUAGAACCUUGCAGAAGACCUAAGACUGGACACAUGGAGGAAACAAACAGUAACUAAGAACUGAGGGAGAGUGACACACCACUGCCUUCCUGUCACUGCUGGGAGUGGGGGAGGCUAAGACUUCAGGCAUAAUUGAAGGCCUAGGAAAGAAAAUUGUCCUAUGGUUCAAAGAAUUUUCAUGCCUAGCAGCUGUGUAACAGGCACUAACUCUGAUGGUGAAGUGGAGAAAGUACCACCUGUUGUGAGAUCCGUUCUCCAGGGCAGCAGCUGCCUUGUUAUCACCAGCAAACUCAGCCCUGGUCGGUAUUAUCUCUGCUGUGAGAGGUACUGAAGCAUGGCCCACAGGACUUCCAUAAGCACUAGGUUUCAUAAAUCUUUGUAUUUUCAGUACCACCUAGUAAGGUGCUUUGUACAUAGUAGGUGCUUAAUAAUUGUUAUCCUCCAGCUCCAUAAGAGUUGACUUUGCCACCAUGUAAUAUUUUGGGGAAACAAUACUCAUUUGGAUGCCAGCUACCUGUGACUCUGGGCAACACUCCUAAUCUAUCUUGUCCUCGUUUCGUGAAGUGGUGGCUUAGAUGCUCCCUGACGUCCCUUCCUGCUCCCAAACUUUAUGACCCUGUGAUUCUAAGUCAUUUUCAUUGCCUCCGAACAUGACGAGUGACACCUCCCCUGGAGCUUCCUUUCUCUCCAGAAGGCUCUGUUUAGAGAAAGAGAUCUGAAUAUUCUACAGACGGUUACUUGUUCUUCUUCAGCAGUUUGUACUGUCUUCAGAAUAGUUGUCGAUGAGUAGCCUUUUCUGAGAGGCUAUUUCAAAAUACACAAUUAUUUUUCUCCUCAGAAGCAGUAGGGAAAAAGAAGAGGGAAUACUGAGCACAGCAGGUAGCGUCCUUUUCAUAGGCUUUUCUUUAAGAUUUCCGUCUGCUUGUUUCUGAGCACGUGUUGACUGGGUCACAGAAGCCAAUCAGAAGUGCGCUGUGCAGAUGAGAGAUGCUGGCCCAGGACUGGAAACUUGCCGGUGGAGGAGCUAAAUGUGGGCAGACAGGAAUUGACCAUAUGGUGAAAUGAGGUGGACAGAAAGAAAACUAACUUUUAUUUUAGUACCAAAUGUUGCCAGUGACAAUCUUUUAGUUCAGAAAGAAGUUAUCCUGACCUAAAAUUCUUAUCUUUGCCACUUUGGUUUUUAAAAAAUAAAACCUUAUACACAUGAAAUAAUUAUGUUUUAAUUACCUUAAUCUGGGUUUAGACCAGGGCUAAGUUUGCUUUAUCUUAAUUCUGUUUCAUCUGUUGAAGGAAAAUGAAUAAGCAGCAUUGUUCAUUGCAUUUAAAAAUGUAAAAUACUUGCAUGCCACUAAUCUGUAACGUUUUACCAAUUCAGAUGCCUGUAAUGUGUGAUCUUAUGUGUACCUGUAUUGUUUUGAACACAACAAAGGAAAUAAUACUUUUGUAAACUGUUUUAGGUUUUAUUGGUAACAUUUACUUGGCUAAAUGCACAUAGUUAUAGAGAAAUCCACAUAGUUUCAUUUUUCAUUUGAAACUUUUUAAUCAAAGGUAGACUAUUAUUGAUUAGGGGAUUAAAGACUAAUUCGCCUUUUAAAUGUGAAGUUGAGCCUUGUGUAGAAAGUAAGAUGUGUGGUAAAAACAAAAUGUAUGAAAUACUUUUACCCUCAUAAUUAUCAAAGCCCCCAGUUGGCCCAAAUAGGUGCAAUUUUUGAACCUUUGGAAUCAGCCAGCCAGACCUAAUGCUAAGGUAAAUGUCAACUGUUUUAAUUCAUUCAGAUCUUUCUGCUUUCAAAGAUAUAAUGUAUCUAUUUGUGUCUGGAAUGAUAUUUCCAAAUGAAAUGUAAAGAAUAUGGGAAUUAAUAAACUUUCCUUUCAAAAUAAAAGCAAA
This is a messenger RNA of Nycticebus coucang (slow loris), 9657 nucleotides long. It is a transcript of the gene TMOD2, whose product is annotated as tropomodulin 2. The transcript has 10 exons. Gene Ontology annotation, biological process: muscle contraction; pointed-end actin filament capping; myofibril assembly. Lineage: Eukaryota; Metazoa; Chordata; Mammalia; Primates; Lorisidae. Gene Ontology annotation, molecular function: tropomyosin binding. The record is from RefSeq and is a predicted model, not a curated record. Bases 129 to 1184 code for a protein of 351 amino acids. Gene Ontology annotation, cellular component: striated muscle thin filament; myofibril.